CAUAUCAAACAUCCAGAAAUAAAAAUUAUUCCUAGAAUAGCACAAAAAGAAAUAUAGAUCAAAUGCUAGCACUAUCUCCUUCAAUGUUUUCAACAACCCAUGGAUGGGCUUUGGAUGAUUUCAUCACCCAAAAUCUUUCACAUGAUUGCAAUGAAGCAAACUCAUAUAAUCCAGUUCUUGAUAUUCAUACAUAUGAUCAGUUCAAGUGUGAUUUAGCACCAGAACUUUCUAAUUCUUCUGGUGAAACUGCAAAGUAUGGUGGUACUGGAGACGAGAUGAUGGAGGUGAAAAAGCUCAAUCAUAAUGCAAGUGAAAGAGAUCGCCGAAAGAGGGUUAAUGAGUUGUAUGCAUUUCUUCGCUCAUUGCUACCCAUUCCAAGUGAUCAAAAGAAAAAGUUAAGUAUCCCGAAUACAGUAUCGCGUGCACUUAAAUACAUACCCGAACUACAAGAGGAAGUGGAGACAUUAAGAUGUAAAAAGGAUAAAUUGUUGUCUUAUAGAAGGAAAGAACAUUCCGACAUCAGGACACAAAGUGCUGAAGACCCAAAAUCAAAAUCAUCGGUAGUUUCUUCUGUGAGCAGUUUAGGUGACAAAGAAGUUGUCAUCCAGCUGAUAUCCUCUGUGGAUCAAAUGAGCAAGAACAAGAAGAUUAACUUAUUGUCUAAGGUUUUGGACUGCUUAGAGCAGGAAGAAGAUGAACUUGUUUUGAUUAAUGCAACUACCUUCAAAUCUUCUAGUGAAGGGAUACUAUUAAGCACUUUGCAUCUUCAGGUGCAAGGGGAUCAUAAAAUAGAGGUCGAAAAGUUGAAAGAGAAGCUCAACACUUUCCACCAUUGAUUAGAUGAGCAUAUACUAAUUGUCAAUGGCUAUAGAUAUGAUGCAAGUAAUCAUCACACAUAUAUAUUGUAAUUAGUAGGAGUUAAAUAUAAUUAAGUCCAUAGGGUAAUAUCGUUUGAUUCGAUGCUAAAAAUGUCCUGUUUAGACGCACCAGUUCAUGUGUUGUAAUUAGUAUGUGUCAAUGUAAAGAACAGUAUGACGAUAUCAAUAUCGUGUAUAAUCAAGAUUCGAGUUUCUGUGUUAA
This is a messenger RNA of Helianthus annuus (common sunflower), 1080 nucleotides long. RefSeq names its product transcription factor ORG2. The record is from RefSeq and is a predicted model, not a curated record. Gene Ontology annotation, biological process: regulation of transcription by RNA polymerase II. Lineage: Eukaryota; Viridiplantae; Streptophyta; Magnoliopsida; Asterales; Asteraceae. Gene Ontology annotation, molecular function: protein dimerization activity; DNA-binding transcription factor activity, RNA polymerase II-specific; RNA polymerase II transcription regulatory region sequence-specific DNA binding. Bases 63 to 836 code for a protein of 257 amino acids. Gene Ontology annotation, cellular component: RNA polymerase II transcription regulator complex. The transcript has 3 exons.